CUAGCAAAAGCCGUUGGCUGCAACCACUGGCUGAGGUGAAGGAGGCUGAGGCAAAGGAGCCUGAGGUGAAGGCCAAAGCCUCCGCUGGCUGUGCUGUUCACACCCGAGCCUGAUUUGGAAGUAUUUCGUGGAAGUGGAAAGCCCUCUGAGAAGAAGUAGAACCGGGGCCGAGAGCGGAGGAGGACCAGAAGCAUCAGGUUAGAAUUGUUGAAAGAAUCCUGACUCACUCUCACGAUGACUACUGCUCAGCUCGCUCACAACACCAGAACACUAGAAGCAUCUAAGAGCACAAUUUUCCCAGCCCUAAUCACUAAUGAACAUGAGUCACUGAUAAUGGUGAAGAAACUUUUUGCUACUUCCAUUUCAUGUAUAACAUAUUUGAGGGGCCUGUUCCCAGAGAGCUCUUAUAGAGAUCGGCAUUUGGAUGACCUCAGUUUAAAAAUUCUCCGGGAAGACAAAAAGUGCCCUGGGUCAUUACAUAUUAUUAAAUGGAUUCAAGGUUGUUUUGAUGCUUUGGAGAAGAGAUACCUUCACAUGGCAGUGCUAACACUGUACACAAAUCCCAAGGAACCUGAGAAAGUAACUGAGAUAUACCAAUUCAAAUUCAAAUACACAGAAAAGGGAACCACUAUGGACUUUGACAGUAGUAGUACAAGCUUCGAAAGUGGAACAAACAGUGAUGAUAUUAAGAAGGCCUGUUCCCUACUAAUCCGUCAAUUGUAUAUACUGAUGCAGAACCUUGGACCCCUUCCUAAUGAUGUUAUACUUACCAUGAGACUCCAUUAUUAUAAUUCAGUGACACCAUAUGAUUACCAACCCCCUGGUUUUAAAGAAGGGGGUAACUCACACUUCCUGCUGUUUGAUGGGGAGCCAGUGAGCCUUCGCAUGGGCUCAGUCUCCUCUGGCUUUCACAGCAUGAAAGUAAAAGUUACAACCGAGGCCACCAGAAUGCUUGAUGGGGAGAACAGUCCCACUCUGGAGAAUGGCACUACCGAGCUAGCCCAUCAGGGUCUUGACUGUGAUGAGGAAGAAGAGGACGGCAGCAACCAAAACUGGGAAUUGAACCCAGGGACUUCUGUGUGCUUGGCAAGUAUUAUAUCUCCUGUUGAACAAUAUCUCCAGCCUUGA
This is a messenger RNA of Microtus ochrogaster (prairie vole), 1128 nucleotides long. RefSeq names its product HORMA domain containing 2 (gene Hormad2). The transcript is spliced from 12 exons. Bases 235 to 1128 code for a protein of 297 amino acids. The record is from RefSeq and is a predicted model, not a curated record. Lineage: Eukaryota; Metazoa; Chordata; Mammalia; Rodentia; Cricetidae.